Verticillium alfalfae VaMs.102 is the source of this 2289-nucleotide messenger RNA. RefSeq names its product tRNA wybutosine-synthesizing protein. The transcript has 3 exons. The record is from RefSeq and is a predicted model, not a curated record. Gene Ontology annotation, biological process: wybutosine biosynthetic process. Bases 1 to 2289 code for a protein of 762 amino acids. Gene Ontology annotation, molecular function: 4 iron, 4 sulfur cluster binding; catalytic activity; FMN binding. Lineage: Eukaryota; Fungi; Ascomycota; Sordariomycetes; Glomerellales; Plectosphaerellaceae.
AUGUCUGGUUCCCGGGACAGCUGGGCCUUGAUGCCCCUGCUCAAUGACCUCCACGAUGCAUGGCAGCAGGUUCGCAUCCCUGUGCUGCUCGUCGUCGCUCUCGGCCUCGUCGGCCUCCGAAUCUAUCUGCAGGUCACCGGCGAAAGACCCGAACAGCCAAAGGCCCUGCCCAAGAAGCUCGCCGCCGACAAGACAGUCGCCGAGAAGGCGGCCCUCGCGCGCGAUGCGAAAACCGAAAAGCUCCCCCUCGUCACCGAAGCAUCUGCCGCACCCAAAGCACCCAAGACGGCCACCGGCCCGAGGCGAGUCAAAGGCGGCGUCGUGCGCCGCCGGUCCUCGGACGACAGCGUCGACAAGGCCGCAGCGCGGCCGCCGCGCCGGAUCCAGCCGCUCAUCUUCUUCUCGAGCAUCACGGCCACGACGCCCAAGAUUGCCAAGCAGUUCGCCGAGGACCUCGGGCGCGACAUGCACCGGGCGGCGCCCGAGACGAGCUGCACGUUCGAGGCGCCCGAGCUCCUCGACCUCGCCGAGGUCGACUUUGACGACUACUUCAUCACGCCGCCCAAGGCCAAGGGCGACGUCGAGCUGCUGUACCUGUUCCUGCUGCCGAGCUUCAACAUUGACACCAUCAACGACACGUUCCUCGAGCACCUCAAGGAGAUUCACCACGACUUCAGGAUUGACACGGCCCCGCUCGCCCCGCUGCUCGGCUACUCUGUCUUUGGCUUUGGCGACCGCGAGGGCUGGCCCAACGAGCAGGAGGGCUUCUGCUUCCAGGCGAAGGAGCUCGACAAGUGGAUGGCGAGGCUGACGGGCAGGAAGCGAGCUGCUCCCGUCGGCAUGGGCGACCCCAAGACGGACUACGCCGAGCGACUGGCGGAAUGGUCGGAGGGCAUCGUCGAGAUUCUGGGCCAGCUGGCGCGCACGGGUGGUCUCGGUGAGGGCAUGCCGGGCAGCGGUGCGCCUGUCGAGAGCGACGAGGAGGACGUUGACGAAGAAGACGACGACGAGACCCUGGUUGAGGACGGCGAAGCCAAGCCGGAAAAACUGAAGAACAGCAAGAACCUCGAAGACGUCGAGGAUCUGGGCCGCAUCAUGAGGGAUUCCAGACCCGACGCCGCGCCGUCUACAGGAAAGGGAGCGCCCAUCGCUGUCGACUUUACGACCUACGGCAAGACGGCGGCCAAGAAGGCGCCCGCUCCGACGGUCAAGGAGAUGGUGCCCAAGAACUCGCCCACCUAUGCCUCGCUCACAAAGCAGGGCUACACCAUCGUCGGCUCACACUCGGGCGUCAAGAUCUGUCGGUGGACAAAGUCGGCCCUGCGCGGUCGCGGCUCCUGCUACAAGUUCUCGUUCUACGGCAUCGCCUCGCACCAGUGCAUGGAAACGACGCCGUCGCUGUCUUGCUCCAACAAGUGCGUCUUCUGCUGGCGCCACGGCACGAACCCGGUCGGCACGACGUGGCGCUGGGUCGUCGACCCGCCCGAGGACAUUUUCAACGGCGUCAAGGCGGGCCACUACCAAAAGAUCAAGGUGCUCCGCGGCAUGGCGGGUGUGCGCGCCGACCGUUCCUCGCCAUGCUGCACGCCGAGCGCAUCUCGUCCUUUCCUCGUCUGCAACGCGCAGCACCCCGGACAGCUCGCCUCGCUGCGCGCCGUGACGCAGCUCUACGUGUCCAUCGAUGCCGCCGACAAGGAGUCGCUGCGGCGCAUCGACCGGCCGCUGCACCGCGACUUUUGGGAGCGCUUCAUGCGCUGCCUCGACAUCCUACGCGAGCGCCGCCUCAAGCAGCGCACCGUCUACCGCCUGACCCUGGUCAAGGGCUUCAACGUCGACGAGGAGGUCGACGGCUACGCCGCCCUCGUCGAGCGCGGCCUGCCCUGCUUCAUCGAGGUCAAGGGCGUCACCUACUGCGGCACCUCGACCGCCUCCAACGCCGGCCUCAGCAUGAGCAACGUGCCCUGGUACUGGGAGGUCUGCGACUUUGUCAAGAAGCUCGAGGCCCGCCUCGGCGAGAAGGGCCUCCAGUACGGCAUCGCCGCCGAGCACGCUCACAGCUGCUGCAUCCUGCUGGCGAGCGACCGCUUCCGGGUCGACGGCAAGUGGCACACCACCAUUGACUACCAGCGCUUCUUUGAGCUGCUCGAGGAGAGGGGGCCCGACGGCGAGUGGCGCGCCGAGGACUACAUGGGGCCCGCGACGCCCGAGUGGGCCACCUGGGGCAACGGCGGGUUCGACCCCCGUGACGACCGCGUCGACAGGAAGGGCCGGAAGAUUGAAGCCAAAUAA